AUGGGCCAGGUGGGACAGAUCAGCCAGCAGUCCGUCAUCCACACCGGCGUGUUUGUGCGCAUGGAAGCCAUCCGAACCGAACGGCAUCAAACCCGGUAUCAGCCACUGGAGGCAUAUCAGGAUCUGGAGACUAUGACGGAGCGUGUUCGUCCAUGGCAGCAGAUGUUGAUGUUUUUUUGGCGGACGCAGCAAUGUGCAUCCGACGAGAGGCAUCCCCCAUAUCGAUUCACCCAACGACAACGUGCCGCAUGGAAUCGACUGGUGCAGGUUGCUCAUCCCCAGAUCCCACCCCAGAAUCCCAGACGGUCCAUAGUAUUGCAACCCGGUCAGCGGCGCCCAUGGGAACUCAGCCCAUCGCCCAUAUCCAGCGAGUCGUCCCACUCCGAAGACGAAUCAUUCACCGACGAUGAUGAGAUGGAUGAGGAUAUCCACGAGGAUCCCGAGCUAGAUCCCAAGCUGGAUCCCGCUCCACAGAGCGCCAUUCCACCAUUAACCCCCCUCCAGCGGGCGUGUUUGGACUUUUGCAUCGAGCUGUUGAACCAGCGUGUGGUACACCGGGAAUACGACUGCGCAUUGGUGUGUGCCAUGGCCGUGUUGGGCGUUCGCGAUCGAGGUGGAUGGCGGACCCCGGAGGAUUACCCGCCCAUUUUGUCCAAAGUGAUCAAACUGGCCCGGUUCAUGGUGGUCCGGAAAGCCAUGGAACUGGCGGAGAACGAGGACGACGCUGAACCCGCCAGUUCCAUGCAGGAGAACGACUGGGACAGUGCGUACGGAGGAUCCCCAUCCCCCCGUGCCACUCCAUCCAAGAAAGGGUGUUUGCAGUGGGUGACGCAGAUGAUGGACCGGUUCAUGGUGCGUGGAUCCCAAAGCCCAAUGCAGUGGAUGUUGGAUUUACGGACGUAUGGGUUGAAGAUCCAUUACAACACCACCACGGAGGGCCAUGUGACGUGGCAGAAUAGUGAUGAGCUGUUAUAUAAAGAUGUCAAAUUUACAAUGCGGCAGUUCCGUGGCAUGGUCGACCACACGGUGCGGGAUGCACGGCGGAUCUUGAUGGAGGAUUUGCUGCAAUGCACCCCCAAUCAGGUGCCAGUGAUUCCAUGGGAUCAGCUGUAUGACAACCCGUUCAAUGAGGAUCCCCAAUGGAGUUUUGUGCAGGAUCCGCGGACCCCAUGGCCCAUCGAUGGCACCGGCUAG
Molecule: messenger RNA, 1194 nt
Organism: Talaromyces marneffei
Lineage: Eukaryota; Fungi; Ascomycota; Eurotiomycetes; Eurotiales; Trichocomaceae
Exons: 1
Coding region: 1-1194 (397 amino acids)
Source: RefSeq, a predicted model, not a curated record